AUGACUAAAUCUCGUGGUGGUAGUGCCGGUGAUAAUGAUAAUGCAGCUGAUCGUAUUUUUAAUCAAAUUUUAACUGAAAUGGAUGGUAUGCGUGCAAAAAACAAUGUUUUUAUUAUUGGUGCUACCAAUAGACGAUUUAUUAUUGAUUCAGCUAUACUUCAACCAGGUCGUCUUGAUCGUUUGAUUCAUAUUCCAUCUCCUGAUGAUAAAUCUCGUAUGACUAUACUUAAAGCUGUUUUAAAAGAAUUACCAGGAGUAGAAGGUGGUGUUUUAAGUUUAUUAGCAAAUAAAACAAAAGACUUUAGUGGUGCAAUUUUAACAAAAAUUUGUCAACGUGCAUAUAAAUUAGCUAUAAAAGAAUCAAUUAAAGAAAAAAAAACGUAUUGGACAAACAACAAUGGAUUUUGA
Molecule: messenger RNA, 408 nt
Organism: Rotaria sp. Silwood2
Lineage: Eukaryota; Metazoa; Rotifera; Eurotatoria; Philodinida; Philodinidae
Source: the annotation of a GenBank genome assembly